Messenger RNA from Ricinus communis (castor bean), 1233 nucleotides. Its product is annotated as probable enoyl-CoA hydratase 1, peroxisomal. Gene Ontology annotation, cellular component: peroxisome. The record is from RefSeq and is a predicted model, not a curated record. NCBI's taxonomy places the organism in Eukaryota, Viridiplantae, Streptophyta, Magnoliopsida, Malpighiales, Euphorbiaceae. The coding region runs from base 176 to 973 and encodes 265 amino acids. The transcript is spliced from 3 exons.
UUAAGCCCCGCACUGGACCGCCGCCAAAUCAAACGUCGUCGAUAAGGCAUGCAAUUGACGCCCAUUUCAAUACACCCGCAAUCCUCCAUAAGAAACGCAAAAUUCCAUUGCCAGAAAACGCAAAAUUUCCCGCUCUCAAAGUGAAUUAAGAAAAAGGAAAAAAGAAACCGAAAUAAUGGCUCAACCCGGAGCAGCAACCCUGAUUCUCGUAUCCCGAGACAAAAAUGGCGUCGCAAAAAUCACGAUAAACCGUCCUAAAUCCCUUAAUUCCUUGACAAAGUCCAUGAUGACGCGUAUGGCUAAGGAGAUCAAAGCCUUGGCUCUUGAUGACUCGGUGCGGGUUAUUAUUUUAACAGGAUCGGGUCGGGCGUUCUGUUCGGGGGUUGAUUUGACCUCUGCUGAGGAUGUUUUUAAGGGAGAUGUGAAGGAUGUGGAGUCCGACCCGGUUGCGCAGAUGGAACUUUGUCAAAAACCUAUUAUCGGUGCGAUUAAUGGAUUUGCUGUAACUGCCGGGUUUGAAAUUGCACUUGCUUGUGAUAUUCUGGUUGCUGCUAAAGGUGCCAAAUUUAUGGAUACUCAUGCCAGGUUUGGUAUAUUUCCAUCAUGGGGUCUUUCACAGAAGCUUCCGCGGAUAAUAGGAGCUGGUAGGGCUCGUGAAGCAUCAUUAACAGCGAUGCCAAUAAAUGCAGAGCAGGCUGAGAAGUGGGGCUUGGUUAACUAUGUUGUCGAAGAGAGUGAACUAUUAACGAAAGCUGAAGAGAUUGCACAAGCUAUAAUUAAAAACAAUCAAGAUUUGGUACGGAGAUAUAAGUCUGUCAUAAAUGAUGGCUUGAAAAUGGACCUGGGUCAUGCUCUUUCUUUAGAAAAGGAGAGGGCACAUGACUAUUACAAUGGAAUGACAAAGGAGCAGUUUAAGAAAAUGCAGGAGUUUAUAGCUGGUCGGAGUGCAAAGAAACCUUCAUCCAAGUUAUAGGUUUUGUUGGUUUAUAAAUCUUUUUAGUUGUAAAAAUAAACAUGCCUUUACCCAAUAAAUAAAUAUAACAGGUUUGCUGUCCCUGGGAAAAUGAUAUCAAUAAAUUUUGGGAAUGCAAGAAGAUUUGUGCUUUCGUUUUGUUGUGGUAUGUAAAAGUAUUUUUUGUUUCUUUUUUUUUAUUUACAAAAAGACAACACUUUGUAGAAUUGGGGAUAAAGGGAAUGGAAACGUUAUAUGAAUUAUAAUACCAGCUUGUUCUA